Molecule: messenger RNA, 1178 nt
Organism: Cajanus cajan (pigeon pea)
Lineage: Eukaryota; Viridiplantae; Streptophyta; Magnoliopsida; Fabales; Fabaceae
Product: bifunctional protein FolD 2
Biological process (GO): tetrahydrofolate interconversion
Cellular component (GO): cytosol
Molecular function (GO): methenyltetrahydrofolate cyclohydrolase activity; methylenetetrahydrofolate dehydrogenase (NADP+) activity
Source: RefSeq, a predicted model, not a curated record
AAAAGUUUCAUCAAACAAGGUUGUAAUUGUCCCACAAAAAUCCACCUUCAUAGAGUUAGUGUCUUCAAUCUCCAUUUUCACAUUCACAAAUCAACACAACCAUGAUGAGAGGCACUGUUGGAGUGGUGGCAUGGCAUGGAACAACACUUAGAAAAACAUUGCAUUCUUUUUCUGCUCCAUCUUCUUCCGCUUUUCUUGGCCCCAACCUCCCUGAUGUUUGGGUUGCUAGAGACCACACAUCCCUUCCUAGCCAUUUCCCAGAAACUCUCCAAUGGGAAAAUGGCCACAAUGCUGUGAUUCUUGAUGGCAAAUCAAUUGCUAAACAGAUAAAGCUCAAAGUAGCUGAUGAGAUAAGAAGGAUGAAGAGUGGCAUUGGGAAGUUUCCUAGACUGGCUGUGGUUUUGGUGGGUGAUAGGAGGGACUCUCACACUUUUAUUCAAGUUAAGUUGAAGGCUUGUGAUCAAGUUGGCAUUGAAACAGUGGUUGUCCAGUUGCCAAAAAAGUGUACCGAAAGUGAACUGCUUGAUGUUGUUUCCAGUUAUAAUGAUAAAACUGAUGUACAUGGCAUUAUUCUGCAACUUCCUCUUCCUCAGCAUUUGGACGAGGAAAAAAUUAUCAAUGUUGUGAGUCCUGAAAAGGAUGUGGAUGGCUUUCAUCCCUCAAAUAUUGGAAAUCUUGUAAUAAGAGGAAGAAAACCAUUCUUUGUUCCUUGUGCCCCCAAAGGUUGCAUUGAGUUGUUACUUAAGCAUGGUGUGGAAAUCAAGGGGAAAAGAGCGGUGAUAAUUGGAAGAAGUAAAAUUGCGGGGUUACCCACUUCCUUUCUAUUGCAGAGGCACCAUGCAACGGUCAGCAUGUUACAUGCAUACACCAAGAACCCAGAACAAAUAACUUGUGAAGCAGAUAUUGUGGUAGCAGAUGUUGGAAUUCCCAACAUAGUUCGUGGCAAUUGGCUAAAGAAAGGAGUUGUGGUGAUUGACAUGGGAGCAAAUCAAGUUAAGGAUCCCAGUGGCCAUGGCUUUUGUGUCUCAGGAGAUGUUUGCUUUGAAGAGGCAGUUAAGGUGGCAUCAGCCAUUACCCCAGUUCCUGGGGGCAUGGGACCGGUUACAAUAUCAAUGCUCCUCUCCAACACCCUUGAUUCUGCUAAACGAGCAUUUGGAAUGAUUAGAAAUUUUGAAUAG